Messenger RNA from Scatophagus argus, 2587 nucleotides. Its product is annotated as CCN family member 3-like. NCBI's taxonomy places the organism in Eukaryota, Metazoa, Chordata, Actinopteri, Scatophagidae. The transcript is spliced from 5 exons. Gene Ontology annotation, cellular component: extracellular region; extracellular matrix. The coding region runs from base 320 to 1369 and encodes 349 amino acids. Gene Ontology annotation, biological process: cell adhesion; signal transduction. The record is from RefSeq and is a predicted model, not a curated record. Gene Ontology annotation, molecular function: integrin binding; heparin binding.
AAAGGCUCUGUGUGUUUAUGGGAGCCUCUUUUGCAAGAUCUCACAAUAAAAUGUGACUCUCCAACGCUCAAUCACUCCAACAUUCCUUCCUGUUUGUCGUCAUGGUGCCAGCGGGACAGCUCCACUAUAUAAGGUCCUCCUCUUCUGAGUCCUGAGCCAGAACGACAAAGAGAUCACAACAUUCUGCUAUACCACAGCCAGAGAGGAGGGAAGAUUCAACCCUGAAACAAAGGACCCAAAUCAGCUUCAACAAGGCGACGAAACACUUUUUGGACUGCAGAUAAUUUUGAUUCUGCUACUUCUUCUGCUUAACAUCAAGAUGACCAAUCUGUCAGAGAGUGCUCUUAUUGUCUUCUUCUUUACAACACAGGUGUUUAUAUUAGCCUGGUCUCAGGCAUGUCCUCGGAGAUGCCAGUGCCCCAAGGAGCCCCCCAUGUGUCUCCCAGGGGUGCCUCUGAUCCUGGAUGACUGCGCCUGCUGCCUGGUGUGUGCCCGUCAGAAAGGGCAGCUGUGCUCUGAAAUGUACCCAUGUGACACACGUAAAGGGCUGCAGUGUGAAUACACAACCGAUAUCCACAAGAGGACUGGCAUCUGUGCUGCUCACGAGGGAAAUGUUUGUGUUUUGGACGGUUCGGUCUAUCAGAAUGGCCAGAUAUUUUUCCCCAGCUGUAAGUACCAGUGUAUGUGCCGUGAUGGGCAAAUUGCCUGUGUGCCACGAUGCAACGUGGACGUGAUGCUGCCAGGGCCAGACUGCCCCAUGCCACGAAGGGUCCAGGUGCCUGGAGAGUGCUGCGAGAAGUGGGUGUGUGAGCCCCAGGCUGAGGCUAGCGCACUGGGUGGCUUUGCCAUGGCAGCCUAUCGUCAGGAGGAAACAGUAAGCUUUGACGGUUGGGAUUCCAGCCAGAACUGCAUUGAGCAGACCACCGAGUGGGGUGCCUGUUCUCAAACCUGUGGCAUGGGCUUGUCCACCAGGGUCACCAAUAAGAACCGUCGGUGUGAGUUGGUGAAGCAGAACCGACUGUGCAUGAUCAGACCCUGUGAGGACCAGCAGGACCAGACACAGCUGACACAGCUGGCACCAAAGAGAGGCAGUAAGUGCCAGAGGUUGGUUAGGAGUGACACAGCCAUCCACCUCACCUAUAAGAACUGCACCAGCAUACAGGCCUACAAACCUCGUUACUGUGGCUCCUGCACAGAUGGCCGCUGCUGUACCCCCCACAGAACCAAGACUGCCCUUGUGGAGUUCCAGUGUGCUAAUAGUAGAACCACCAGGAGGCCAGUCAUGGUGAUCCUGACCUGUGUCUGCCACAGCCACUGCCCCCAAGACAACGCUGUGUGGCAGUCACCCGAGGUGGGCAUGAGGUUAUAGGUCUUGAAGUCAGUCCAACAUACUAAUGAGGUUACAACAAACAGUAAGCUAAGAGUAAAUUCAGGAAUUCCUGUGAACUGAAGGGGAAUGGUAUUCUCUUCAUUAUGAAAUAUGCAGUUGCAUUAACUCUAACUAACUAAUUUUGAGUUUAUCCACAAUAUAAAAUAUGCAGUACAAUAGUCAUAAAACUGUAAAAUAUAUAUAUAUAUAAGGCCUUAUAACUGUAACAUACCCACAGUGUUUAUUAUAGUCUGAAUCCUGUUUUGAAGUUGAAGGGAAUUAGCUCUGUAUCGCUCUCCUGGUGAGGGAUCUAAUUGUGUAACAUCCUGUGGAGAAAGAAGUGUCAUCUUCACCAUUGUUGAGCACAAUCAAAGCACUUAAACCUUAUACUGAUUCUCUCCACUUGUGGAGAUCAGGUGGAGUACACCACCACCACUAUUCACAAGAGACUUGUUGUAGAUCCUCUUGUGUACUUGGAGGAGAUUUUAAAGGUUAACUUAAAACAGCCUCUUUUCAAGAGGACAAACAGUAUGAGGGUAUACAGUCACAGGGUAGUAUAGACAUAAGGAGACAUAAGAGGGUCAUGGUACCUUGAAGCCUUCCAACCAGAUCGUUUGAUUGACAGUUGGGUCGGCCAGUCAGGCAUGAGUAUUUUAGACCAUGAAAGAACUUGAAACAGCAGUGUGUUUUGCUCAGACUAAAUUAUGUAUGUCCUCAUUCAGAAUAGUAUAACACUUGGUCAUCUUAAAAAAUGCUGUAAUCCCAUUGCAUCCCAGAUUACAGUUUUUACCGUGCCUGCUAACUGAGAGUGCCAUGGCAAUUUUUCAACAACGACACAUUUUUGGGAUAACUUGAAUGUGUACUUUGACUUGGUCCAAACCGAGGGCUCAACCUAUGAAAGAGAGGUCACUGUGGUGACUUUGUGUCAUUUCUAACAUUUGCCUGAAAUCUCACUCUUGCUGAAACGGAUCAUAUCUAUGUUCUCGUCAAAAAAAUGCAAAUGUGUUUUUUGUUUGUUCAUUUUGUUAAAUGUAGUGCACCUAAACAGCUGUUUUUAUGACAAAAGUUUUGUAAAUACUUGCUGUGUAGCUUGUUUGACUGAGAGUGUAUCAAAUACACAGCUUGAAGUAACAAUGUAAACCUGAAUUGUAUAUACAAGUAUGUGGUAUGAUUUUUGUUACAGCUUCAAUUGUACUUCACACUACUUGUUUCUGCAAA